Molecule: messenger RNA, 1122 nt
Organism: Leptinotarsa decemlineata (Colorado potato beetle)
Lineage: Eukaryota; Metazoa; Arthropoda; Insecta; Coleoptera; Chrysomelidae
Product: nurim homolog
Cellular component (GO): nuclear membrane
Source: RefSeq, a predicted model, not a curated record
AAGUAAACAAGCGAGCAACGAGCAAGACAGAAUACAGAAUAAAAAACAAACUCUAAAAUUAGGUUAAGUGCAUAACGUAACGUAAACAAACACUAGAAAUAAAAUAUGGGGUUUAAGCGAAAUCUAUGGAAUUUGAUAAAAUUACUAUUGUGUGGAUUUGGACUAAUAUCUACUUUUUAUACGGUCAUUGAAUUUACAUAUUUUCUAUCCAUUCCUAACUACACCAUUAUAAAUGAGUCCCAUCGAGAAGUUCCUUGGGAAAAAACAUCUCUGGCCAUGUUACGUAAUAUGGCAUUAUUAACACUAUUUAUUAUUCAACAUUCAUUAUUGACAUCAAAAAAGAUUAAAGAUGCCUUCAGUGCCUACCACUUGCAAGAAAUAUUUCGGAGUCUAUACGUAAUUGCCACUUCUGGAGUAUUAUUGUAUUUGAUGAAACAUUGGAAUAGUACACCAAAUGUCAUUUUAUGGAAUCUCAACUUGAAAUACAGGCCAAUAUGGUGGAUGUACAUUGGGAUUCAUGGCUUAGCAUGGAUCACCAUUUAUGUUGGAAAUAUUUGUUGUGAUGUUACAGAAUUGUUAGGAUUGAAACAGGUUUACUACAGUAUUGUGAACCUACCGGAUCCUAAUGUUAGAAAAUCCAUUCAGUUACAAAGACUCAAUUCUCACAUGAGACAUCCCAGCUUCUUGGCAUUUGUGCUUAUAUUUUGGUUAUAUCCAAUAAUGAGCUUGGAUAGAAUAUGGCUUGCCUCAAUUUUCACAGGAUACAUGUAUUUGGGCUGGAAUCCCGAUGAAAGUGAUUACUACUACCAUAAAUAUCAAUUUGAUAGAAAACACCAUGAAUUGGAGCACAUGAAAAUACAUGAAUACUGAGCUAGCCCUUUUUUGGGAGAUUCAUAUUGAUCCUUGAACAAUAAAGUAUGCACAUCAGGUCAUCAGAUUAUAAGAGAUAUGAGUGUGUAGUUAGGCCAAAAUUCUCACCUGGUUUUUAUAUUACUAAACUUAGACCAAUCGUUUCAAUAAGCAAAGGAAUGUUAAAUACUUGAUUUUAUUUAUUUAUGACAAGCAACAACCAUUAGGGUUUGAUUGAUACGUGGACAAUGGACAUAAUAGUAUUUUUUUGUU